Neltuma alba is the source of this 611-nucleotide messenger RNA. RefSeq names its product auxin-responsive protein SAUR78-like. The record is from RefSeq and is a predicted model, not a curated record. Lineage: Eukaryota; Viridiplantae; Streptophyta; Magnoliopsida; Fabales; Fabaceae. Bases 57 to 428 code for a protein of 123 amino acids. Gene Ontology annotation, biological process: response to auxin. The transcript has a single exon.
CUCUUUCUCUUCCCCUCCUAAUUCCUUCCCUCGGUCAUCUAAAACCCAGAAUCACCAUGAAGAAGAUCGAUCUAAUACUCAGAAAGUGCAAGAGCUUGUCCAGGCAAUUAGGAAGAACAUCCUCGUACAGCAGCCUGAGAUCCAAAUCUACCAAGGAAGAUGUCAUGUGGAGAAGCCAAGAACAAGAAGACGAGCACAGUGUAAUUAUAUAUGUUGGGAGUACGAGGAAGAGGUACGUGAUAAGCUCUAAGUAUCUGAACCAUCCUCUGCUGAAUGCUCUGAUCGAUAAGUCGAAGCAAAAGGAAGAUGUGUUGGUGGUGAACUGUGAGGUGGUUCUUUUUGAUCAUCUGCUGUGGAUGCUGGAGAAUGCAGAUCCUAAGUUUAGUUCUGAGUCUUUGGAAGAAUUGGUACAGCUCUAUGUGUUCUAAUUAAUUAAAAUUCUAUAUUCUUGUGUCUCUCGAGUUUUUUUUUUGGUCCUUAUAAUCUUCUUAUUCAAGUUAGCAUCAUCUCUAAUGGUUCUACAUUGCCCGGUUCCAAGUUCUAACUCAUUUCUUGGGCUCCAUAUAUGAUUCUUUCAUCAUGCUAAUGAAUAAAUGGCCUUUACGCAAUCA